GCCGUGCGGGCCCUCGCCGAGCCGGCCCCGCGCCAUGGAGAUUGAGGCGGCCGCCGCCGCGCAGGACAUGAACCUGAUUGACAUCCUUUGGAGGCAAGAUAUAGACCUUGGGGCGAGACGUGAAGUGUUUGAUUCCAGGCAGCGGCAGAAGGAGUAUGAACUCGAGAAGCAGAAGAAACUUGAAAAGGAAAGACAAGAGCAGCUCCAAAAAGAGCAGGAGGAAGCUUUACUGGCUCAGCUGGAGUUAGACGAAGAGACAGGUGAAUUCAUUCCUGUGCAGCCAGCUCAGUGCAUUCAGUCAGAAAAUACCGAGCCACCCGUUGGUUUCGCACAGACCACAGAGCCUUCAAAACCAGAAGCAGAGGCCUUGUCCUUUGAUGACUGCAUGCAGCUCUUGGCAGAAGCAUUCCCGUUUAUAGAUGAGCAUGAGGCUUCUUCAGCUGCAUUUCAGUCACUGGUUCCUGCUCAGGUCAAUAGCAACCCACCCUUUCUUUCUUCUGAUCAAACUCAGCCACCUGAAUCCCCUGAUCUAGUACAACCCACUGAUGCAGAGAAUAUGCAGAACAUAGAGCAAGUUUGGGAAGAAUUACUGUCCCUUUCAGAGUUACAGUGCCUGAACAUUGAAAAUGAUAACCUGGCUGAGGUGAGCACAGUGACAAGCCCUGAGACCAAGCCAGCAGAGAUGCACAACAGCUACAGUUACUGCAGCUCGUUACCCAUGCUGAAGAAGGAUGUUAACUGCAGUCCAGAUUUCCUGGAUGGUAUGGAGGGCCCCUUCUCGGGCAUUUUACCACCAGAAGACACCAGCCAGCUGAGUGUGAACUCUUUAAAUGACACAUCCCCUUCAAAUCCUGAUUUCUGUGAGGAUUUCUACACCACGUUUAUUGAUACAAAGGUGAACGGUGAUGCAGCAGCAACAAACACUAUCAGUCAGUCCCUGGCAGAGAUUCUAAGUGAACCUAUUGAUCUUUCUGACUUUGCACUGUGUAAAGCUUUUAAUGGCAACCACUCAGGGACCAGAGCAGAAUGUAAUGAUUCUGACUCUGGUAUUUCACUGAAUGCAAGCUCCAGCGUGGCGUCGCCAGAGGACUCUGUGGAAUCAUCUGCCUAUGCAGAUAAGACUUUGGGUUGCAGCGAUUCUGAAAUGGAAGAUACAGAUGGUGCUUGUGGAAGUAUGCUGCAGAGCAGUGCUGGUCUGUACUCUUUGCACCUCCAGGAUCAGGUGUUUUCUUCCUUAGGGCCAAGCACUCAAACAUCGAGUUUGCCACAUACAGCCACACCAAAGAAAGAACCCCCUCCUGCUCCUGGCCAACCCAGGGUUCCCUUCACAAAAGAUAAACCUCCAGGCCGCCUUGAUGCUCAUCUCACAAGAGAUGAGCAAAGAGCCAGAGCUCUGCAGAUCCCUUUUCCUGUUGAAAAAAUCAUCAAUCUCCCUGUUGCGGACUUCAGUGAAAUGAUGUCUAAGGAGCAGUUCAGCGAAGCCCAGCUUACGCUUAUUCGAGAUAUACGCAGGAGAGGCAAGAACAAAGUGGCUGCUCAAAAUUGCCGUAAAAGAAAACUGGAAAAUAUAGUAGAACUGGAGCAUGAUUUGAGUAACCUAAAAGAUGAGAAAGAAAAAUUGCUUAAGGAAAAAGGAGAGCAUGACAGGAGCCUUCAUCAAAUGAAAAAGCAAUUCACCACCUUGUACCUCGAGGUCUUCAGCAUGCUACGUGAUGAAGACGGAAAGCCUUACUCUCCCAGUGAAUAUUCACUGCAGCAAACUAGAGAUGGCAAUGUCUUUCUUGUUCCUAAGAGCAGGCAGUCAGGGACUAAACUUUGAAGGGCAGUACAGCUGGUUCCUGUUCUCUGAGUUACUAGUUUUGUAUCAUUAUCAUGGUAGUUUUUACUGUGAGGUGGAAUGCAGAAUUAAGUACUAUUUGUUAAGUAAGUCUAUGCAAUGAUAAUUUUAAAGUUGUUGAUUAGUUUAUGGAAAAUGCAAGUUGAAAAUUAAUCAGAUAAUGCGAAUGGGCGUAUACAAAAUUUUUAAUCUGACUUAAUAACAGACAUUUCCUUCUUAUAGCACCACUUCUGACUAGUUUCCAUAUAUAUGUAAAUAUUUAAAUAUACCAUAUUUAUAUACUGUUCCUAUCUAUUGUUAUAUUCAUAGAUUUGAUAUAUAUUAAAAAAUUAUUUUAGCCUUCUGAAUAUAAUUUCUUGCAAGACAACCAGGAUGGCUUCUUAUAUUUUUUAUAAAUAUGCAGUAGUGUUCCCCAUUUUUCUUACACAUUUAUAUUUGCUUUAUAUUUAAUACAUUAAUUUAGUAUAAAAGUUGACACUCAGUGUUUGAUUUUGCCUUAUCAGCUCAUUAAAGUUUUUUAACUCUACUUCAUACACAUUUAUUUCCUUAAAGGAGAGAAAUCCUUGCUAGUUUUCCAAAGCUAAGUCUUCCUGUAGCAUAAUUAUCAAUCACACACCAGUGUCAGCAUUUACCAAUGCUUCAUUCAGCUUUUUUUUUAAUAACCUUUGGAAAGACCAUGUAACACAAAGUUUCAAGUCUAUGCUAAGCUCACAGGUUUUGUUUUCCUCCUUGAACAUUAUGUAAAUUCAUGAGAUCUUUCUUCCAAAGGCAUUUAAAAUCUGUUAGAACAUUGCCAUCAUUAUGCCUUUUUUGAGCUAAAAUUUCUGCAGGCUUUUGAGCACUUCUCCUAGAAAUACACUACUGUGCCUCUGACUUCAGUCAAUGAGCAUCACCUCUCCCUGCUGGUACUUUGGUGCUUAUGGAAAACUGCAUACUAGCAGCCAUCCACCUGCCCUGUUUGAAAUCUCUGCUCAGUGAAUUGAAAUGCUUUGUGGAGUUCAAAUUAUGAUUUAUAAAAGAGUCAAAAAUGGGCAAAUAAAUAGCAUGGUUUUGUUUACUAUUCAAAAAAAAACCUCAUUGCACUUGAUUGUUUUGGAUUUUUUCAAUACAUAAAAUGUAUAAUUUGUAAGACAUGUUGAUCUGAACAUUAAAAACUAUCUUCAUCCCUGUGCAAGUUCUAAAAGGCAUGCUUGAUUUGAUUUUUUUCUUGCCAUUGAUGGGUGGGCACUGUGGGAAUGCAAGACACUGCUGCCACUUAAAGCAAGAGGACUAAUCUCUAUUUGAAGAUGGCAAUUUUGGAGCAUAGGCAUCAAGAAGCACACCCAGCCAUGGCCCCAGACAGUCAACACGGAUACACAGCAACUCUUAAACACAGGCAGGGGCUGAUGGCAAAGCACAGAGCACCUAAAACACUCCUGGGUUCCCUUUGCCAUUAACUACGCUAUCAAAUGUCUGUCAGAGAAAAUUCUCUCCACAGCUGCACUAUAAAUACCUUUAAUUACAAAUUGGCUGUAAAACAGACAUCUCAGUAAACUCCUGCCCUGCACUCCCAUUUGUUCCUUAAUUUCACUAAUGUGAAAGCCAAAGGCAAACAGCAUUCCUUACAGCCUUUGCAGGCACUGCUGUGUUUGUACCAUCCGUUUGUCUAAAACAAUACAAAGAUAUUUCUUCCAUUACCAAAACAAAAGUGCAACAGCAAAAAACCUGCAGUUAAUGCAGCAGCCUCGUUUGAAUUUCAUCAGGUGAAGAAUCAGUCUAAAGUAACUUGGUCUGUGACAACUUGCAUUCAGUUUAAACCAGUGUUCUUCACAUCAUCACCACAGUGCAUGCUGCUCUCCCAUUGAACCCCCCACUAUCACUGAAGAAAAAAAAUUACUCAUUACUCAUAUAUAGGAAAACAUCAGAUUGCAAAUUAUAACCUUCAUUUUGUUACUGUUAUUACUGAGGUACAGAGCAUGCUCCCAAAUCUAAGUGACUAGUGACAUUGCCAAGUCAAAAGCCUCAUGCUGCUGACCUCAUACACUGACAAGCUGCCACAUGGAGGCCAUUUGUUUCUUGAUCAAAACAUCCCAUUUUAAAACUAUUAGGAAUAAAGCUGAAAAGCUGGCCUGAACCAAGGGUUUUUGGCUUGCAGUCCCAAGUUGGAAAGAUGAUCCUGUAAGAAAAUGUGUAGCAAUAAUUCUAGACCACUUAAGUGUUCUUCACAGCACUAAAAAAAGGUGAUGCCAACGCAUUUUAGAUUGUAAGUCAUUUGACAAUAUACACUUUAUUCUGAUACAAAAUUGAAUUAUUUUAACAAAUUUUAAUCCAUUAUGGACUAUACUGAAAUUUUAAAUUUCCAUGCUAUUUUAACUUGUUUAACCACAAGUUUCAAGAUGUCAGCACACUAGCACCAUUGCUCUCGCAGUCUUUGCCAGUUAUACCAUUUUAUUCUGUUUCCAAUCUUGCGGUAUUAUCUUCUACAUGAAGGCCAUUUUUUCUUCUGUAGAGAUACUU
Messenger RNA from Melospiza georgiana, 4333 nucleotides. It is a transcript of the gene NFE2L2, whose product is annotated as NFE2 like bZIP transcription factor 2. NCBI's taxonomy places the organism in Eukaryota, Metazoa, Chordata, Aves, Passeriformes, Passerellidae. Gene Ontology annotation, biological process: cellular response to oxidative stress; regulation of transcription by RNA polymerase II. The transcript is spliced from 5 exons. Bases 35 to 1819 code for a protein of 594 amino acids. Gene Ontology annotation, molecular function: RNA polymerase II cis-regulatory region sequence-specific DNA binding; DNA-binding transcription factor activity, RNA polymerase II-specific. The record is from RefSeq and is a predicted model, not a curated record. Gene Ontology annotation, cellular component: nucleus.